AGGAAAGUGAGAAUCCAUCACUACGAAACCCCCACACACGACUCCAAAUCCAAUCGCCCUUUACCCUCUUGCGUUCGCGGCCCGACCCUUCCCCUCCUCCGCCUCCUCCUCCUCCCCGAUUCGGUCCCCGAUCCUCCCGAUUCGACGCGCAAUCGCCCGCUCCGCCGGAAUUGUAGGGUUUCUGGGGCGCCUGGGGCGCGGGGUUUGGCGGUGGGUUGAGGGGAUGGAUUCGGAGGACGAUAUGCAUGACGCGAACGAUCUGGAGUCGGUGGAGGACGAUUUCUACAGCGGGGACACGGGGAUGGGCAGCGACGAUGGGGACGCCCACUAUGAUUUCGGCGACAACGAGUCGGAUGAUUCCGAUGACAUCACCUCUCGCCAGCAGCAAAACUAUACUAUUCUGAGUGAGGCUGAUAUUCGGCAACAUCAGGAGGAAGAUAUUAGUAGAGUAUCUACUGUACUUUCAAUACCAAGAUAUGCAGCAUGCAUCCUUCUUCGUCAUUAUAACUGGAGCAUUAGCAGGGUGCAUGAUGAAUGGUUUGCAGAUGAAGAACGUGUUCGAAAGGUUGUUGGUUUGUUGGAGAAGCCAGUGGAAAUGCCGAACGCUAGAGAACUCACUUGUGGGAUUUGUUUUGAAAAUUAUCCUCGUGACUGUAUGAACUCUGCUUCUUGUGGUCAUCCCUUUUGUUGGGCUUGUUGGAGAGGUUACAUUAGUACAUCAAUAAGUGAUGGCCCUGGGUGCUUAAUGUUGAGAUGCCCUGAUCCUUCUUGUAGUGCUGCUGUUGGUCAAAACAUAGUUGAGCUAUUGGCUACUGAUGAAGAUAAAGAGAAGUACUCACGUUAUCUUCUUAGAUCUUAUGUUGAAGAUAAUAGAAAGAUAAAAUGGUGUCCAGCUCCUGGUUGUGAGUUUGCCGUGGAGUUUGUUAUAGGCAGUGGUAACUAUGAUAUUUGCUGCAGCUGCUCAUAUAACUUCUGUUGGAAUUGCACUGAGGAAGCUCAUCGACCGGUCGAUUGUGUCACAGUAGCAAAGUGGAUCUUGAAGAACAGUGCUGAAUCUGAAAAUAUGAAUUGGAUACUAGCAAACUCAAAGCCUUGUCCAAAGUGCAAACGUCCAAUUGAGAAAAACCAGGGAUGCAUGCAUAUAACAUGCACACCUCCUUGUAAAUUUGAGUUUUGCUGGUUAUGUCUUGGAUCAUGGUCAGAGCACGGUGAGAGGACUGGUGGUUUCUAUGCUUGUAAUCGCUACGAAGCAGCAAAACAGGAAGGAGCGUAUGAUGAAUCUGAAAGGAGGAGAGAAAUGGCUAAAAAUUCUCUUGAGAGAUACACACAUUAUUAUGAGCGCUGGGCUACCAAUCAAUCAUCGAGGCAGAAGGCACUGGCAGAUCUUCACAGUAUGCAAAAUGAAAAGCUUGAGAAGCUAAGUGAUAGGCAAAGUCAACCUGAAUCCCAGCUCAAGUUCAUAAUAGAAGCCUGGUUACAGAUAGUGGAGUGUCGACGAGUCCUGAAGUGGACAUAUGCCUAUGGUUAUUACCUUCCAGAGCAAGAACAUUCCAAGAGACAGUUCUUUGAAUAUCUACAAGGUGAGGCUGAGUCUGGUUUGGAACGCCUUCAUCAAUGUGCAGAGAAGGAGCUCCAAGUUUACCUUGAUGCAGAAUCUCCUAUGAAGGACUUCAAUGACUUCCGGACCAAGUUAGCUGGACUCACUAGCGUAACUAGGAACUACUUCGAGCAUCUUGUUCAAGCCCUGGAGACUGGGUUGGAGGACGUUGGUUCGUCCAACAGCCAAGCCACAUGUAGCAAGAGUUCAAGCUCGAAAAUUUUGGGCAACAAAAGUAAAAGUGGCAAGAUCAAACCAUCUGGGACAAGCUCUGCAGCCGGUGCUCCCAGCCGCAGCAUGGACGAUGGCAAUCUCUGGUCUUGCGACCACUGCACCUUUGCCAACCCAAAGUCCACUAACACAUGCCAUAUGUGUGAGCAUCACAGGUAGUCCAGCCCAGUUUAUAGACCAUCCGCUGCAAUUUUUCUGUAAAGUUUGCCCUUGAGCCUGUUCCUUUGGUCUAUGAUGAAACAAUACAUAUCUGCAAUGUUGGCAAGAAGCUAUUUAUAUUACCUUAGGUUAAAAUAUCUUGCCACUGAAGUAGGAGAAUAACCCGGUGGGAAAAUAGACCUAGAGCAUAAGAUUUAAAAAAGAAAAAACCAUGAUCUGCUGCCUCUUUAUGUAGUGUUCUGCUUGUUUGUUGUACCUUGACACUCGUCCGUUUUGUAUAUAUUUUUACCUCCUUAUGCUGCUCAGUUGAGCAAAGUUCAGCAUGCCAAUGUAUUCAUGAUUGUUGUAGCAA
Molecule: messenger RNA, 2339 nt
Organism: Musa acuminata AAA Group (dessert banana)
Lineage: Eukaryota; Viridiplantae; Streptophyta; Magnoliopsida; Zingiberales; Musaceae
Product: probable E3 ubiquitin-protein ligase ARI7
Exons: 15
Coding region: 224-1987 (587 amino acids)
Biological process (GO): positive regulation of proteasomal ubiquitin-dependent protein catabolic process; protein polyubiquitination; ubiquitin-dependent protein catabolic process
Cellular component (GO): ubiquitin ligase complex; cytoplasm
Molecular function (GO): zinc ion binding; ubiquitin protein ligase activity; ubiquitin conjugating enzyme binding
Source: RefSeq, a predicted model, not a curated record